Peronospora farinosa is the source of this 1131-nucleotide messenger RNA. The record is from the annotation of a GenBank genome assembly. NCBI's taxonomy places the organism in Eukaryota, Oomycota, Peronosporomycetes, Peronosporales, Peronosporaceae.
AUGGUAAAACCACAGGACCUAUUACCUCGCUGGUUAAUGGAUCAUCAUGACAAUAAUAUAUCAGGUGCUCCCGAUCGCAUCCAAUUAGUUCCUUUGAUCGAUGGGUUUACUCCUUCAGGCUGUAACGAUCGUCCUGGAAAAAUCGUAUGUGAUUUCCCUCGAGAUCAUCCAGGGACCUGCGCCGUAGUCGAUGCUGCAGUGUCUGAAGAGACAGCCGAUUUGUUAUAUGCCAGCGCUGUCAAGGCGACAGUAUGGGGCACUUAUGUGUCCGUAAAUGAAUUAAAAAAGCAAAGCACGACCUCUUUAAAUGAAAAUGUACUGGAAUCCGAUGAGAUGCAAGACCCAAAUGCCUAUCGUCACGCUUUAGCUCGACGAACAAUACAAGAAUUUUUAAUGGGAAAUGCCGGGCACUGGAUUACUCAGAACGAUUGGGACCGUACCCAUGGUGUUGCUGUGUGGGUAAUUGCAUCAGAAUGCAACGAUGAGACUGAGUAUCAUUUGGACUAUGCCGAGCAGGUUCGAUACGAGUCCAACGUGAUAUUCCCUCCGAUUUACGGUGCCACACUGCACGUGAGUCCGCUAUAUAGUGACAUCAAUGAUGUGGCUGUCGCUAGUAAGGGAAGACGGACAAGCUUGUUCGAAGGUGGAGGCUUUUACGUGAAUCUUACAGGCUUGAAACACUAUGAGAAGUACGGCUACAAGACGCGCAAGCAGCCGCAUCGGUUGACUACAGACGUGCUCGAGCAGCUGAGUGAGACCGAGUCAGGAUGGAAACAAAUAUCAUAUAAGUAUCGGCGAGGAAUCGUGUGUGACGGAGAGCUUCCUCACUUUAGCGGUCGUGUUCGCUCACUCCCGGCAUCGAUGUCACCUUCGUCGAAUACCGGUACAGAGCUUCCCAUGAAGCGUGUGGUGGUCGGUUUUAACCUCUUUCCGAGCGAGAUCGGUGCGUGUGUGGCAAGGUUUCCGGAACACAGUGGCGCCUUUAAUCGCUAUGUAAAGCUCUCCCAGGCCGCUGCAAAGCAGACGAACAAGGGUGGAUGGACGCUGGCCAGCGUGCGUGCCAACCCGAAGCAAGCGGCGUUUCUCAAGCUGCUAGCACGAAAGGUACGUGAACACGAGAAGCAGACGUAG